Molecule: messenger RNA, 876 nt
Organism: Ilex paraguariensis (yerba mate)
Lineage: Eukaryota; Viridiplantae; Streptophyta; Magnoliopsida; Aquifoliales; Aquifoliaceae
Source: the annotation of a GenBank genome assembly
AUGCAAACACAAGAAGUUGGCAAAAGCCCAAAGAAGAGGAAGGUAGGACACAAGAAAGGUAGUAAGACAAAGAAGAAAUUGAAAAUGUUACAGGGUAAUGGAGAGGAAAAGGUUAGAAUAAACCAAAAAAUGAAAAAGUUAUUCCGCAAAAGGGUGAGAGACUACAAUUCAGAUGAUGAUGAUGAUUCUGCCCCAGUAAUUGAAGAUGUAAGUGGGCAGUUGAAUGACAAAAAAGAAGUGUCUGAUGGACACUCUUCAGAUGAGGAAAGAGAAAAUCAUGGGGAUGUUGGUGAGGAAAAUGAAGUUUCUGAAGACGACGAAAUUGUAAUUCAACCUGGAAUAACAAAGUUCACAGAAGGUUGUAAAGCUUUCAGGAUGGCAUUCAAGAAAAUCACUAAAACGAGUGUUUCCGAUGAUGUAUUGGGUCCUGUAUUAUCAGCACACAAGAAGCUUGUGGUAGAGAAGCUAGCUGAAGAAGAUGUAAAACGGAAGGUGAAGGGGGAGGCAAAGAAAGAGAAACACUUGGUCAACAAGUCACAAAAUGCUCAGAAAGGAUUAAAUCCUUCAGGUCUAAUGAUGCAAAAGUGUUCAAUUCUAACUGUGGUGACAUAUGAUGUCUUAAAUCUGCCAGCUAUAAGGAAGCAAAGGAAAGAGGCCUUUUUCUCCGAGUUAGGCAACACAUCCCAAUUUACUCGCGCACCUGCUAAGAUUGCUGCAUCUACAGGCCCAGCGGAUGGUGAAGGUCCUGCAUGGGCUCCAUUACGUGAUAAUUACAUGCUAACAAAUUCUAUGUUAAAGGACUGGGAUAAGAUGCCGGAUACAAGGGUAGCAGAUGACUUUGGGAUGCCAGCUGAUAGUUCAUCUGAUGAUGACUAA